CUUGACGUCACCGCCACUAAGCUUUCAACUGAUUUCGGCCGCUUUAUUUUAAAAACAUUGUAUAAUGGGGAAAUCAGACUGUUGAAGCUAAAUAAGAAGCUGUAAUGGCGGACUGCCAGCACUCUCGCCUGUUCGGGGGUGAUGACGUUUAAUGUCCCCGACAGGGAUUGUAGUUGUAUUGAGCAACUUGUUAGCAACCGCCUUUUUUACGACACGUAGAAGCUUCAAAAUUCACAAGUAGGGUAUUUACUGACGUGUUUUAUGUCGUAGAACAAAACCUGAAACUUGCUUAAGCUUUUGUUAACCACAGAUCUUAUUUGAGGCGUUGUUUCCGUGGGUGCUCUGACAUGUUCUCCCCGUGUCAGCGUGGGUUUCCUCCAGGUGCUCCGACAUGUUCUCCCUGUGUCAGCGUGGGUUUCCUCCAGGUGCUCUGUCAUGUUCUCCCCGUGUCAGCGUGGGUUUCCUCCAGGUGCUCUGACAUGUUCUCCCCGUGUCAGCGUGGGUUUCCUCCAGGUGCUCUGACAUGUUCUCCCUGUGUCAGCGUGGGUUUCCUCCAGGUGCUCUGACAUGUUCUCACUGUGUCAGCGUGGGUUUCCUCCAGGUGCUCUGACAUGUUCUCCCCGUGUCAGCGUGGGUUUCCUCCAGGUGCUCCGACAUGUUCUCCCUGUGUCAGCGUGGGUUUCCUCCAGGUGCUCCAGCUUCCUCCCACAGUCCAAAGACAUGCAGGUACAGGCUCCCCAACCAUGACCCCUCCCUCCUCCAGUCCUCUGGCACCACCCCCGAGUGGUGUGGCCCCGCCCCCUCUACACCCAGCUCGUCCUCCUCUGGGCUGUGUGGUCACGCCUCCUCCCCCUAUGGGACCAAUGAGAAGUCAGAGAGAGGCCGACAGCAGCCAAUCAGAGAGCGAGCCUGAUGUAGAGGGCGUGGUGUUGGUGUUGACCCGAGCGCUGGCUGCCUGCAGACACACGGUUAAAGACCAGGUGUGUAACGAUGUGGCAAAGAGGCUCCGCCUCCUGGAGGACAGCUGGAGGUCAGGUAGACUCAGCCAGCCUGUGAGGAGACGUAUGCACACCCUGUCUCUGGAGCUACAGUCGGGUCACUGGGACUCAGCUGAUGAGAUCCAUCGCUCUCUGAUGGUCGAUCAUGUGACUGAAGUCAGUCAGUGGAUGGUCGGAGUAAAAAGACUUAUCGCUGAGACCCGGAAACUGAGUCCAGAACUCUUAGAACCACUUCAGAAAGGACCAGUCCAGGACCCUGCAGAACCAGUCCAGGAUCCAGUAGUACCAGUCCAGGACCCUGCAGAACCAGUCCAGGAUCCAGUAGUACCAGUCCAGGAUCCAGUAGUACCAGUCCAGGACCCUGCAGAACCAGUCCAGGACCCUGCAGAACCAGUCCAGGAUCCAGUAGUACCAGUCCAGGACCCUGCAGAACCAGUCCAGGAUCCAGUAGUACCAGUCCAGGAUCCAGUAGUACCAGUCCAGGACCCUGCAGAACCAGUCCAGGAUCCAGUAGUACCAGUCCAGGACCCUGCAGAACCAGCCCAGGACUGUUAAUCCUGCAGAAAUCAGCAGGUUUCUUUCUACAUUCAGCAAACUUUGACUCUUUAAACCAAAACCAGGACCUGGUGAUAAUCCUCACAUUCAUCCUCACACCUCAGCAGAGGGUCAAAGGUCAGACCUACAGGAAGAAGUAGGGGGUCAGUGGUUUCCUGAAAGACACCAUGUGGAUACGGCUCUGGCCUAGACUGUAUUUUAUGUCUGGACUCUGGACUGUGUAGACCAGGUGGUGUCAUCUCCAGCAGGAUGAGGGAGAAUUAAAAACCCUCUCGAGACUCUGGUUUCUAGACUCUGGGUCCUGUACUGUAGAUUGUGGACUCUGAACCCUGGACUGUAUACUCAUGACUCUUGACUUUGGACUCUGAACUCAGGACUCUAAUUUCUGGACCCCAUACUCGAGACUCUCGACUCUCGACUCUCGACUCUCGACUCUGUACUUGAGACUCGGGACUCUGGACUCUGACCUAGACCCCAUACUCAAGACCAUGGACUCCAGACCCUAUAUUUGAGACUCUGGACUCUGGCUGACCCUUCAAUCACCUUGAACACCCAUUUAUUCUCUCAGCAGACUUGUUGUAAUCCCCCCAGAUCAGUCCUAGUAACCUGGCAUGACCCCCGUAUGUCUGUCCUCUUUCUGGACUCUCCACCUGUCAGUGAUCUGAAGUCAUGUGACAUAUCAGCCAAUCACAGCAGAGCUCUAUGCAUCAGCAGCAAACCUCAGUUUAAAGGCUGCGACUGUGACGACGUGGAUCCUGACCUUUACUCUCUGUUAUCAUGACGGAUCUGACACGAAUAAAUCUGUUUUCCUUUCUUUCUACAGAA
Molecule: messenger RNA, 2378 nt
Organism: Epinephelus fuscoguttatus (brown-marbled grouper)
Lineage: Eukaryota; Metazoa; Chordata; Actinopteri; Perciformes; Serranidae
Gene: sra1
Product: steroid receptor RNA activator 1
Exons: 7
Coding region: 612-1553 (313 amino acids)
Biological process (GO): regulation of transcription by RNA polymerase II
Cellular component (GO): nucleus
Source: RefSeq, a predicted model, not a curated record